AUAGAAACCUUGACUCCUACCACUGGUGCUCUUUAUACAGGUGCUUUGCUUUUCGCAUUGUACGGUGUUGGAAAAGCACUUGGUUCUCAGGGGCAAGCUCUGCCGCUCCCUCCUGGUCCUCCAGCAAAAUGGUUCUUUGAGCCGCCAUUUCCUGCCCAAAAUGUCGCGCACAUCCUUGCGGAUAUGACAGACGAAUACGGUCCCGUAUUCACCAUCAAGCAAGGAAGCAAUCUAUUCGUCGUCGUUGGCAGAAUGGAAGCCGCGACCGAGAUCAUGGAGAAAGCCGGUGGGUCCAACGUCGACCGGCCCCGGAAUGUCGUUGCGACUGAGCUGCUCACUACUGCCGGCCGCAUCAUCAUGGAAAGCGGAGGUGACCGUUUCCGCAAGAUGAGACGGGCGCUGCAUACAGCGCUGCAGCCUAAAGCUGCUGAGAGCUACCAGCCCAUCCAGAUGGCGAACGCUCGCAUCCUCAUUCAAAAUUUGAUGAAAACCCCCGAUAGCUUCGCUGACCAUAUGAAAACAUACGCUGCGUCCGUCAUACUCAAAGUCACCUACGGCAAACAAACCCCGACGUCAAUUGACUCGUCAGAGGUCCAGCGCGUUCACCAGCUCACCAGACUUGUGGGCUCUCUCUUCGUCCCUGGACGAUACGCGGUCAACCGCUUUCCCUUCCUGAAAACUUUCCAUCGCCUUGGGGGCAUGAGGCGCAUCUGCGACACGCUCGACUCUGUGGGGCUCACAUGGGUCAGCCGAAUCGUCGGCGCUUAUGGACACGACAUGCUCGAGUGGCAAAAGCUUGAGAGUGAUCUUGUUUCCGAGCAGUUUGAUAAGGUCCAGCAGCAAAUGAACAACGGUACCGCCGGAACCUCAUUCACCAGAUCUGUCAUUGAGAACCAGGACGUGCAUGAACUCGGGCGAGACACCAUGUCGUACCUGUCACUCGGGCUUUUUGGCGCAGGAAGCGAUACGACUGCGGUUGCCUUGACGCACGCCGUCAUGCUCGCGGCUGCUUUCCCCGACGCGCAGGCUCGUGUGCACGCGGAGAUAGAUGCUGUCAUUGUGCGAGAAAGAGCCCCGACGUUCGAAGACUACGACAGCCUACCUGAGCUGUGGGCUUGGACGCAGGAGCUGUUGCGAUUCAGGCCGGUUACGCCUAUAGGAUUCUCCCAUGUGGCCAACAGAGAUAUCAUAUACAACAACUACGUAAUUCCUACGGGUGCUGUCGUUCUUGGUACACACUGGGCUAUCUCACGCGACCCAGACGCAUUCCCCAACCCCGAGAAAUUCGAUCCUCAACGCUGGCUCGACGCCGACGGACAGCCAAGGAAAGAAAUGAAGUACUUUACAUAUGGUUUCGGGAGACGGGUCUGCCCAGGACAACACCUCGCGAACCGGUCGAUCUACAUCAACCUCGCGCUCAUGUUCUGGGCGUUUAACAUCGUACCGGUGCCGGGCAAGAAGUUUGACUUGGAAUCUUGGGAGGAUGCGUUUACGUCGCGUCUGCCUCCGUUCUCGGUCAAGUUUGAGUAUCGUCGCGAUGCAGAGGUGAUUAAGAGGGCGUUGAAUGCAUUUGGAGAUGAGAGUGGGGAGACGUCCGGUGCAUGAUCUCGCGUUGGCGAAUUUGAAGAACAUGACAAUUUAUAGCUUGAAUUUCUCGUCACUCCUCAGAAGAAGAUUGUGGGAUUCGCGAUAGACAUAUUACUGGCGCAGUGCAACGGUUCUGAGCGUCAGUGAUCCAGAAAGUUACUAAAACCGUGUCUUCGGCAGAGUUCGCGAGCUGCAAGCCAACUUGACUAUAGUCCGAGAAAAUCAAUACGGUGUCAGAUUUUGGUACUUCACGUGUAGAAAUCGUGCACUAGUGUAAAUAUAGAGCUUCCUUUACAUCUUCAAAGUUCGACGCUUUCGUCGUAGAAGCCUUUGAUAACAAUGCCUCAAGGCUACUGAUUCACAGACUCCAUUAAACUAAACCUUGUACCGGCUGUAAUCUCCGUAGUU
Coniophora puteana RWD-64-598 SS2 is the source of this 1995-nucleotide messenger RNA. RefSeq names its product cytochrome P450. The transcript has 12 exons. Gene Ontology annotation, molecular function: heme binding; monooxygenase activity; iron ion binding. The record is from RefSeq and is a predicted model, not a curated record. NCBI's taxonomy places the organism in Eukaryota, Fungi, Basidiomycota, Agaricomycetes, Boletales, Coniophoraceae. The coding region runs from base 184 to 1605 and encodes 473 amino acids.